Messenger RNA from Caenorhabditis elegans, 662 nucleotides. RefSeq names its product C-type lectin domain-containing protein (gene clec-130). The transcript is spliced from 3 exons. Gene Ontology annotation, molecular function: carbohydrate binding. Lineage: Eukaryota; Metazoa; Nematoda; Chromadorea; Rhabditida; Rhabditidae. The record is from RefSeq and is marked reviewed. The coding region runs from base 2 to 634 and encodes 210 amino acids.
AAUGUUCUGCAAAACUGCACUUCUUCUUCUCAUCUGCUUGGGUUCAACUUUUGCUGAUUGCCCAGCAGCAUGGAAGACGAUCUUAAACUCCCAAUACAAGGAGAGUGAGGACAAUGGAUGUGAGCCUGGUUGGAAGUUCUUUAAUCGGCCUUCUGGAGGAUGGUGCAUGAGAGUAUUCGCUGGGUUCAACGCAAAAAAAGCUGACGCUGAAAAGUCUUGUCAAGCCGUAGGAUCGACACUUUCUGGAAUUCAGAACAAGAAUGAGGCAUUGUAUAUUCAAACUGCUCUCCUCGCUCAAAUCCCACAAUCCAGUGGCUCAGUAUGGAUCGGAAUCCAAAGAACCCAAAAAUGCCUGAAACAAAAACUCACUGCUGCCUGCUCAGCCCUCACCGCCUUUGAGUACACCGACAAAUCGGUAACCGGCACCGAUGGAUUCGUCUUCCAGAAAUAUCAACCUGAUAACUCACAAUUAAACCAGAACUGUGCACUUCUUCUAGCUUCAAAAACCCCGACUAUCCUGAAUGACCAAUAUUUUGCAGCGACGUUGGACGAUACAAAUUGCGAUGGAAUGCUCGAAGGUGAUGCGGCACGCGUUCUUCGUGGAUAUAUUUGUGGAAAGAAGGCUGAUAAAUAAAAAUAUGAUCCCAAUAAAAACGUUUAUU